AUGGCUUCUGAGAAACAUCUCUCAUCUAGCCCUGUUUCUGGAGGGGAGUAUGCCCCACCUCCACCGCAGGAUGUAUCUGCGUGGAAGAAGGUGUUAUAUUAUCUGUGGGACUCUGAUCAGUACCUGAAAUCACCGGAGGAGAGGCAUAUGUUAAGGAAAUUGGACUGUGGCAUGUUGCUUUACGUAUCUGGGAUGAAGGAGGAUCUUAACAUCCAAGGAAAUGAAUACACAUACAUGAGCACUUGCUACAUCAUCGGUUUCGCGAUUAUGCAAAUACCUGCCUCAUUCAUUGUCCUCAAAGUCAGGCCCUCGUACUUUCUUUUCGUUUGUGAAAUCGGUUGGACCAUAUUCACCUUCGCACAAGCUGGGGCCAAAACCUCUGGGAUGAUGUAUUUCUUCCGCUUCAUGGUUGGCCUCUUCGAAUCCGCCUUCUCUCCCGUUAUCAUCUUUCUGAUGGGAUCUUGGCAACUAGCAAAACGUCUCGCAAUCUGGCAUCUCACAGGUUUUGUUGGCCAAGCCGUCUCGGGUUUCUUGCAAGCGGCUAUCUACAACACCUUGGACGGUAGGAACGGGUUGGCGGGUUGGAGAUGGCUUUAUAUCAUCUGUGGACUUAUGUCUACGCCCGUCGCCCUGUUCUGUCUAUUCGUCCUCCCAGACUAUCCGACCAACUGCAAGAUCUGGUACAUCACGGAGCAAGAACGUCAAAUCGCGCUCCGCCGUUCCGUCAAUGCCGGAAGGACGGAGGUGACGGGUCAUGUCUCCACGGCACUUUUCAAGAAAAUGUUCGGCAGGUGGAAAUGGUGGUUGCUCGUCAUUGCGUAUCUGUUCUACGGUUCUUCGUGCCAGGCCAAUAGCUACUUCGCCAUUUACCUAAAGGCGAUGGGAUACUCUGUUACGGAGAGGAAUAUCAUCCCCGCAGGCGCAAACUUAGUCUCAGCUGCUACGACGUUCAUCUACGGCUUCGGGUCUGAUCUUACCCGUAAUCGCUUCUAUUGGAUCCUCUGCCCUCUCAUCUUCGUUCAAUGGACAGGAAAUGGCAUCCUUGCGGUAUGGCCUGAUAAUCACCAGGCUCGCUUUGCUGCCUUCUUCAUUUGCUCUGCGGAGUAUAUGACCGCUGUAUUCUGGACUUGGGCGAACGAGGUGUGUAACUCUGAUGCUGAAGAAAGGGCGAUCACCAUCGCGUCCAUGAACGGUGUUUUCUAUGCUUGCAACGCUUGGAUACCAAACGUUAUUUUCCAGCAGACAGAUGGACCCACGUUCCGAAAAGGUUUCCCAGCGACUUGGGCUUUCGGGGUCAUGGCCGUCAUCUUUGUCGUGCCUGUUGAACUCCUUCACAGACGCGAAGUGUUACUAGAAGCACAGUCCAAAGACCACGGUAAAGAUGAAGAGUCGAAGUCAGUGGAUGGUGAGACGGAUUCGGCAGAAAAGGUCAAGGCUGGAGUCAUGGUGCAGACUUUAGCGAAGUAGUCACCUUACUCGGCGAACGACCCGUCGCAGUAGAUACUAGUUGAUUGGCAUGUCGU
Messenger RNA from Stereum hirsutum FP-91666 SS1, 1523 nucleotides. RefSeq names its product MFS general substrate transporter. The transcript has 12 exons. Gene Ontology annotation, cellular component: membrane. NCBI's taxonomy places the organism in Eukaryota, Fungi, Basidiomycota, Agaricomycetes, Russulales, Stereaceae. Bases 1 to 1467 code for a protein of 488 amino acids. Gene Ontology annotation, molecular function: transmembrane transporter activity. The record is from RefSeq and is a predicted model, not a curated record. Gene Ontology annotation, biological process: transmembrane transport.